This is a messenger RNA of Rotaria socialis, 1848 nucleotides long. NCBI's taxonomy places the organism in Eukaryota, Metazoa, Rotifera, Eurotatoria, Philodinida, Philodinidae. The record is from the annotation of a GenBank genome assembly.
AUGAACUCAACUGAGCCGAAUAUAUCGAACAGUAGUUCAAAUAAGGUACCACCUUAUCCUGUUGAAGGUUCAACACUGAUUAAUAACACAACAAUACCAGAUCGACAUACAACCGAUGUAGUCACUGCUGUUCAAUAUGGUUUUUAUGAGCGUGUUAUCGAAUUGGUUGAGGCUGAUCCACAGCUCACAACAAAACUCUUGGAUGAUAAUAUAACUUUACUUCAUUGGGCAGCUAUUAAUAAUAGAAUUGAAAUAGCGAAAUAUUUAAUAAGUAAAGGUGCAAAAAUCGAUGCGAUUGGUGGUGCACUUCAUUCGACACCAUUGUAUUGGGCUAUAAGAGAUGGAAAACUAGAAAUGACUGUAUUUCUUGUGUCUUAUGGUGCACAAACUUCUUUCUUCGAUGGUGAAGGAGCUGCAGGCAUACAUAUAGCUAGUAUGUUGGGUCAUUCGUAUAUUGUUGCCUAUUUAAUUGCUAAAGGAGAUGAUGUUAAUUUUCUUGAUAAAUUUGGUUUAACACCAUUGAUGCAUGCUCAACGAGUAAUGAAUCGUGAUCCAACUCAAAUACUGAUUCGACUUGGUGCUGAUAUCAACCAUCAAAAUCCCGACAAUAAAUAUACUGCCCUUCACUAUGCUGUAUCUAAUAAUAAUUAUGAUGCAAUUCGUGUACUUAUUGAUGCUGGCGCUAAAACUAAUAUACGUAAUUCUGAUAAUGAAGAUGUAUUUGAUUUUGCGGCCAAAGCAAAGAAUUCUCGUUAUUUAUUACGUCUUUUAAGUGAAUUAACUUCUUCGAAUAAAGUUGUACCAAGAUGGUUAGAAGUAAACCGUUCAACUCAACUCUUCGGAAUCAAAUUGCUACCAUAUAUAAUUAUUAUUCUUGUGGCAUUUAUUGUGGAUUUAGAAGUGUGGUUUAUUUAUAAAGGUGUUGUUUUAUUUGGCUUGUAUGUUUUAAUUCGUGGAUAUAUGAUGAUAUUUUUCGACGACAAAUUACAGGGAAAAGCGCCGAUAGCUAUUGCACAAGCAUCGAUAUUUUGGCUUUAUGCAUGCUAUAUAUAUUAUUUUCUACCGUAUACGCAUGUAAUGUCCUUCAACUGUAUUGGACUUCUUAUAUUUACAUAUUUUUCAUGGAAAAGUUAUUAUCUUGCAAUAAAAGUUGAUCCGGGUUAUAUUGUAACCAAUACUGAUCAACUACAUCGAACAAUAAUUCAAUUAGCUGAACAAAAUAUGUUUGAUAGUGAGCAUUUUUGUACAUGGUGUCUUGUUCGACGCCCAUUGAGAUCAAAACAUUGUCGAGAAUGCCGAAAAUGUGUAGCAAAAUUCGAUCAUCAUUGCCCGUGGGUUGACAAUUGUGUUGGCGAUAAAACAUUACCUUAUUUCACUGGCUUUAUAUUUUUUACACCGAUAUGUCUGCUCUUUUUUCUUUAUGGUGCUCUUGUUUAUUAUCGAAAUCAUUGUAAUGUUACAUCAAUCGGUUUACUAUCAGCAAUAAUUAAUUGCAAAGCAUCGGUACUAUGGUUUACAGGAAUUGCAAUGCUUCAUACUUUUUGGAUUAGUGCUCUUUGUGCGACAUUAAUAACUCAAAUUCUAGGUGGUUUUACGACAAACGAACUAUUUAAUUUCUGGCGAUAUAAGUAUAUACGGUUAGAUGAUGGAUUAAGUCCAUUUUCUUUUGGUUGGAAGCAAAAUUUAGUUGAUUUACUUAAUCGACGUAUACUUUGGUAUGCACCAACAAAUUUCGAUUGGGCACAUAUUUAUACUUUAGACGAUUUUAAUGAAUUAAUUCCAACACGAUUAAGACGAUCUACAAAAUCAUCGUCGAAUAAUUCACCAAAGAAUUCAUUUAAUGUUUAA